AUGUCUUCACAUUCUGGAGUGACGGUUAAUAUACUUGGUUACACAGUUGAGAAAAAAAGUGAGCAAACGAGCAAGAAAGCCACACAACGUAAAGUUGAUUGGGAAGCAUUAGAAAUGGGCGAGUCCGGGAUUACGGGUCCCGUGCCUCCGCCGCCUCCAUACAAGGGCGUGGUGGUCCCCAGUGUUGGGGGAGGUUCGGUCAUAGCAGGUGUUGUACGUGGAGUGAUUGUUCCUGCAGGUGUUGCACCUCCUGCUGCAGCGUUGUUCACUAACCACCGCCCUCCGCUGCCGAUGGACAAUUCCGACGACCCCAACAAGUUGGCUUCCACCCAACACGAGCCUUCAUCCACCGCAGCCGUUUCCGCCCAACCUCUACUCUCCAAACCUUAUCCGCUACUUGAGCCGUCAAUCGCCUCCAUCUCCGGACAUGAACAAGAACAAGAAGACUAA
Molecule: messenger RNA, 450 nt
Organism: Striga asiatica
Lineage: Eukaryota; Viridiplantae; Streptophyta; Magnoliopsida; Lamiales; Orobanchaceae
Source: the annotation of a GenBank genome assembly